Molecule: messenger RNA, 1690 nt
Organism: Orbicella faveolata
Lineage: Eukaryota; Metazoa; Cnidaria; Anthozoa; Scleractinia; Merulinidae
Product: chitinase-3-like protein 1
Biological process (GO): chitin catabolic process; carbohydrate metabolic process
Cellular component (GO): extracellular region
Molecular function (GO): chitin binding; chitinase activity
Source: RefSeq, a predicted model, not a curated record
UCAACUAUUACAAGAGACUUCCGCCUCAUGAAAAUGCAUUAAUUUUACGAGGCGCAUAGGGAAUAUAUAAGAGGCUCUCUUGCAGUUUUUUAGGAGUUGAAGAAAGCAUUUUAUAUCGUGCUCUAAUCCCGCCUGAGACGUUUCAGGUUUCAAAGAAAGGAAGUAAUUCGGUUCAGUAAACAUGCAAGCUUUGACUCUACUCUUAGCCUUUAUGGCUCUGUCAGCGAGUUGUGAUGCCUAUUACCGAGUUUGUUAUUACACCAACUGGGCGCAGUAUCGACCAUCUGGUGCAAAGUUCUUCCCAGAAGACAUCGACCCAUUCCUUUGCACUCACGUGAUCUACUCCUUCGCCAAAAUCGACGCAGGCAACAGGAUCGCCAUGUUCGAAUGGAAUGACAAUCAAAUGUACGUCCGGUUUAACAAUCUGAAGCGACAGAACCCCAGGUUAAAGACACUUCUGGCCGUUGGCGGAUGGAAUCACGAGAGCGGAACAGUGAGUCCUUUUUCACGUAUGGUGAGCACGGCAGCUAAUCGGAAUGUCUUCAUUACUUCUGUCAUCAGGUUACUGAGACAGUAUAACUUCGAUGGAUUUGACCUCGACUGGGAAUACCCCGCAAACCGUGGUAACUCUCCACCACAGGACAAACAGCGCUUCACAGUCCUUUGCCAGGAGUUAUUGACCGCCUUCAAGGCAGAGUCAUUACAGAGCGGAAAGCGGCGCCUCCUGCUGACGGCAGCCGUGGCCGCUGGCGUGGCAAGAAUUAACAAGGCGUAUGAAAUAAGCAAAUUGGCGAGAACACUCGAUUUUAUCAACUUGAUGACCUAUGAUCUUCGUGGAAGCUGGGAUGGAAGAACAGGACACCACACUGCUCUGGAGGGUCCCCAAGGGGAUACAUUGACGGUCUCGUACGCAGUGCAGUAUUGGAUAAAUAAGGGUAUGCCUAGCAAGAAAAUCGCACUAGGACUGGCUACGUAUGGUCGAGCGUUCAAGCUAUCAAACCCGAGCCAAAAUGGACUUGGAGCACCGGUCAGAGGCAGGGCUACUCCUGGGAGGUACACAAGGGAAGGAGGAUUCCUGUCCUAUUACGAGAUCUGUAAGAUGGGUCUGACAGUGGUGCGGGACAAUACAGUGAAAGCUCCGUAUGGAUACCUCGGAGAUCAGUGGGUGGGGUACGAUGACAGGAGGAGUUUGGUAUUGAAAGUGAAUACCCUGAUCAAAGGAAAAAAUCUCCUCGGUGCCAUGUUCUGGUCGCUGGAUCUGGAUGAUUUUAAGGGUUCCUUCUGUGGCCAAGGAAGGUACCCUCUGAUAAAUGCAGUCAAGCAAUCAUUAGGUGGAGGAGCAGGACCCAUUCCAACGGCUGCGCCUCCUCCCCCACCAAAACCCCAGCCCCCAAGCAAUGCACCCCCCUCUGGAUGCAAGGCUUUAGGACCCUGGAAAGGUAACACAGGAAUGGAUCAAUGGUGUACCAACAACUGUGCCAGGGGGUAUUGCCCCGCGUUUUUGUGCGCAUGCGCAUAAAAAAUUUACUUCAAGUUCUUGUGUGCGUGUGCAUAAAAAUUUCUCGUCUUCAAAAUGCUAACUGACGCUUAGUAAAGUACAAUGUCUGACUAAACACUGCAGCUUGAUGAAAUUAUAUGUAAAACGUUAUUGCCACUCAUGUGAUGUGUUUUGGUACAGCUUUCCAUUAAA